UGGGUCGCGCACCUCCACGUGACAGAUGAACGCGCUGUUUUGUUUUGUGUGGUGUCAGCGUACCUGGCGAGGCGGCGUCCGUUUUAAUGGGGCUUCUUAAAGCCUUAGAUGAGAUUACCGGCAGGGAUUAGGAAACGAUAAGGGCAUCACAAAGUGGCCUACAAAAGGCAUCCUUGAGACUUCAGCCCUUCUCGGCCCGUUGUGGUGAGGCGCCGUUCACGUUAGACCAAGCCACGCGCCGUCUCCUCGUCAUGGGCAACACCACGGGCAGCACGGUGGACGACCUGCAGGCGGUGGAGAUGCACCUGUGGUACAAGAAGUUCAUGACGGAGUGCCCGUCGGGUCAGCUCACCCUGCACGAGUUCAAGCAGUUCUUCGGCCUGCGCGGGCUGGACACGGAGGCCAACGCUUACAUCGAGCAGAUGUUCCGCACCUUCGACAUGAACAAGGACGGCUACAUUGACUUCAUGGAGUACGUGGCGGCGCUCAGCUUGGUGAUGCGUGGCAAGAUGGAGCACAAGCUGCGCUGGUACUUCAAGCUCUACGACGUGGACGGCAACGGCUGCAUCGACCGACACGAGCUGCUCAACAUCAUCAAGGCCAUUCGCGCCAUUACGGGCAACGAGAACCAGGAAGUGACGGCUGAGGACUUCACCAACAGCGUCUUUGACAGAAUCGACAUCAACGGUGACGGCGAGCUGUCGCUGGACGAGUUUGUGGCGGGCGCUCGCUCCGAUGAGGACUUCAUGGAGGUGAUGAUGAAGAGUCUGGACCUGGCGCACAUCGUGGCUAUGAUUCACAGCAGGCGACACAGCGUUUAAAGGACAGCGCCGUCCGUCCAUGCUGGUUUGAUGGAAACAUGCCAGUUGCAUUCAAACUGAAUCCAGUCAGAAAGGAGGGAUUCGGUGGAUACAAUCAACAGGCGAUUAUGUUCAUGUAUUUGUACUACUCUU
Molecule: messenger RNA, 953 nt
Organism: Syngnathus typhle (broad-nosed pipefish)
Lineage: Eukaryota; Metazoa; Chordata; Actinopteri; Syngnathiformes; Syngnathidae
Gene: guca1aa
Product: guanylate cyclase activator 1A
Exons: 4
Coding region: 252-821 (189 amino acids)
Molecular function (GO): calcium sensitive guanylate cyclase activator activity; calcium ion binding
Source: RefSeq, a predicted model, not a curated record